UGUAACUAAUGCACUUUGUCAGUCCACACUCCACAGGUCUGCUCCAGUUCUUAAAGUAGACUGAAAUGAGAGUCAGAUAUUUGUUUAAAUCAUUUCAGGCAGCAUUAGGAUGCACUACAAGGGGACUUUCUGUGAAUGGUUUUCUCUUCCCUGGGAAUCAUGUAAUAAUUCAGAGGUCAAGUUUAGGAGAUGCUGCUGCCCAAAAUGCAAUGCCAACAAAGACUGUCAGAGAUAUGGUGGACAAGUUUACAUGCAUGGUAGGAGCAUCUUCCACCUACUCAGCUGCCACAGUUGACAGAACUGAGCUACUCAAGCUGUUACCAAAGUCUCAAGAUGAGUUACCUACUCGAACCAUGUCGGAUAGCUGGGACAGUGCUGUGAUUCCUUUAUCUACCAACAAAUGCCUUCGUGAAAAGUAUAUUACCUUCAAUGAAGGUGUCAGAAUUGGCCGUCUACUUGAGGAUCUUGAUGUGUUCUCAGCUUGGUUGUGCUACCGCCACGUGCACAACCCUAGGCAGGCGGAGCACCCUGACCUGCCCAGCCCCUACAUCAUCGUCACAGGCAUGAUGGACCGCAUGGACUUCUGUAAAGGAGUUAAGCUCGACCCCAACCACGACAUCCGCAUCUCAGGACACGUCUCUUGGACCGGCACUUCUUCCAUUGAAACUAUUGUACAUGUUGAUCAGCUUCAAGACGGGGCAUGGAAAAAAGUGACUACUGCCGUUUUCGUGUUUGUGGCCCGUGACCCCCUGAACCAAGGGGCUGCUAUCAUCAACAAACUUGUGCCCAACACAGAGGAAGAAAAGAAGAUAUUCGAACAAGGAGUCCUUAACAAACUUUCCCGCAAGAUUGUCAAGGAGGAGAGUCUCUUCAAGCAACCUCCAAACGAGACAGAAAAAAAUCUGGUUCACGAGCUCUUCUUGAGCAUGUCGAACCCCAAGCAGCACGAGUUCGCCCCCAAGAGAAAGCCCCAAGGAUCACGAUGGAUUUCCGAAACAAAGAUCAAGAACAUCAUCAUGUGUCAUCCUGAGCACCGGAACAGGUUCGGUAAAGUCUUCGGUGGCUUCAUCAUGCGCAAGGCCAUCGAGCUCGCCUGGACCAGCGCUUUGGUUCACAGCGGACAGCGGUGCACUAUUAGCCACAUAGACGACGUGGUGUUCACGCGGCCGGUGGAGGUCGGGUCGUUGCUCUACCUCAACGCUCAGGUGGUGUACACUGACGGUGAGCACAUGCAGGUGAGCACCAAGGCCAGCAUGAUGGACCCUGUGACCCAGACGCUCAGCCUCACCAACAUCUUCCACUUCACCUUCGCUGCAGACUCCGCCGUGCCGCCCGUGCUGCCCUGCACCUAUCAUGAAGCGAUGAUGUAUCUGGACGGGCGUCGUCACUAUCAGUUGGUGACGGGCGAGCGACGUUACUACGGACAGCAGGAGAGCAACGAGGACCGUCACGAUUAGAUCCUACGGGUCGCUGGAGGCUCACUACGGACAGUGACGUAAACGUGCUACGGGCAACGGGACGCGGCAAUAACUACGUGAUAUCUCAAGAGCAAAGAACAACAGGAAAGCCUGUCUCCUUCUUUUAUGUUUAGAUUCUCAUUUCAUUUGCUACCUACUAUUUGUACUCAUUAUAACUAUUAAGCUAGUGAUUUAUUCUAUUUAUUACUUACUUUCUAUUUAUUACUUACGCCGUGGGCGUGAGUUUAGUUACGAACUACACAACAGGAUCCAACGCCAGAUCCUGAUGGAUGAUUACAGUGUCAGUAAUUCAGACUUGAGAUCAUUCGAGAAUAAAUUGUAAGCCUACCAAUACGGAACAUUAUCUUCUCGUCAUUGCUUAUGUCGUGUUGUUCGUACUAAAUAUCAUAAGUAAUGUUAGAGUACGCUUAAGAUGAAUCAUAAAUCUUCAUAGAUUACGUAUUUCUGAAUAAAAAAUACUGUAUAUUUAACGCAUAUGGUGAUAAAUCAUAGAUUAUGUCUGAUAAGGUAUUUAUAAAUCAUAAAUAAUGUUAAAUAACGCAUAUGAUAAAAUCAUGGAUACUAUUGAGAUUACAUUGUUGAUAGAGUCGUGAGCUUACCCGUCUGAUUAUUCAGCUUGCAUUUCAUUCGUUUUUAAUAACUACCGUACCUAACAUAAUUGAUUUAUAACUUAGUAAAUUAUUUAACAGUGUUUUAUUAGUAUUAGCUUUAAGCAUUUACGGUCGAGGAUUUUCUGUUUGUUUUUCUUCACAUUUUAAACUGUUAUUAAUGACAUCGAUUUAUCAGGAGUGUUUAAUGCUGCGCUGCCUAAGCUCUGGGCUGCUCUUAUAGAUGGUCAGUGAAUUAUUGUGCAAUGAUCGAACCUCCCUGCAUGGUUAUGCAACUCAAUAGUCUCUAGCUGACGUCUAAUCGUAAGCUUUUUAUUCGCAUUUGAAAAAAAAUUAUUAAGUAUCCGUUUUCAAUUUAUUCUAUUAACCCUGGCGAUGUAAGACCAACUGUCUCCUUAAUAAGCAAGACCAACUGUCUCCUUAAUAAGUAAGACCAACUGUCUCCUUAAUAAGCAAGACCAACUGUCUCCUUAAUAAGUAAGACCAACUGUCUCCUUAAUAAGUAAGACCAACAACUGUCUCCUUAAUAAGCAAGACCAACUGUCUCCUUAAUAAGUAAGACCAACUGUCUCCUUAAUAAGCAAGACCAACUGUCUCCUUAAUAAGUAAGACCAACUGUCUCCUUAAUAAGUAAGACCAACUGUCUCCUUAAUAAGUAAGACCAACUGUCCCCCACCUUCACAAUGAGCUAUUUUCUUCGUUGUGUUUGCCCUCGCUACUUCAUUCACUAAAACAAGUAUUUUUUCUCAACUCGAGUAUUUAGUUCGUUUUCCCAGGAGGUGUUCUCUUCUUCCCCGGCAUGGAGUUUUUUAACUAAUUUUAUCAAGGUUAUGAGCCAUUUGUAUCAGGAGCAUUGGAAAUGAAUUUUUACAUCUGGCAUUUUGCAGUUUUUUUACCGAGUUACGAAAUUUGUAAACUUCGUUACUCGCUUGAGCGAAUGGCGAAGUUUGUCUGCCACUAACAUUUUUAUUUCUAAGCGAUUGCAACAGCCUGGUGUGUUCAAGAGCUAAAUCAUUUUCCAAUUGUGAUUUUCGAGGUGAUGGUCUUGUAGCCAUCAGCAUUCUAUAAUGUGAUACAAGUCAAACAUGACCUACUAAAGUAUCAACAUUGAUAUGGCUGGUAUGUAAACACCAUUAUAAACGGUGGACGGUUUCCCUCCAUAUCGCAUCAAUGAUAAUAAAUAUUUUCUCAUAGCAA
Hyalella azteca is the source of this 3283-nucleotide messenger RNA. Its product is annotated as acyl-coenzyme A thioesterase 9, mitochondrial-like. Gene Ontology annotation, cellular component: mitochondrion. Gene Ontology annotation, molecular function: fatty acyl-CoA hydrolase activity. The record is from RefSeq and is a predicted model, not a curated record. The coding region runs from base 66 to 1457 and encodes 463 amino acids. Gene Ontology annotation, biological process: acyl-CoA metabolic process. NCBI's taxonomy places the organism in Eukaryota, Metazoa, Arthropoda, Malacostraca, Amphipoda, Hyalellidae. The transcript has 12 exons.